This is a messenger RNA of Fraxinus pennsylvanica, 426 nucleotides long. Lineage: Eukaryota; Viridiplantae; Streptophyta; Magnoliopsida; Lamiales; Oleaceae. The record is from the annotation of a GenBank genome assembly.
AUGGUUCCUCCUUUUGUCCAGUACCUUCUAAAUGUAAUACCUCGGCUGUGUGAGACUGUAAUUAUUGUAGUAGCAAAAUUUGGUGUCCAAGGAAUCACAUCUAGGGCACUCGAGGGCUGCUUCUUGUGGUGUUGCAGCCGUCUGAUGGCUGGCGAGCUCUGGCUUUUACCUUUGCGGGCUAUCUUUGCCUCCAUUCUACCAGCUGGUGACAUUCAGAACGUUCUAUUGACACUUGAAAAAGCAGCUUUCAAGGUCUCACAUCUCUGGCAGAAUGAGAAGAGACACGUGCAGAAGAAAAAGAACAAAAUAGAGAUAUACAUGCCAAGUGCCCAGAGUGAAAAUAAACCAGCUGAAUACAAAGAUGAUAUACAGACUACAUUGAACUUGUUUUGUGUUACUACAUCCCUGUGUGCUACAUACAAAUGA